Molecule: messenger RNA, 491 nt
Organism: Drosophila rhopaloa
Lineage: Eukaryota; Metazoa; Arthropoda; Insecta; Diptera; Drosophilidae
Exons: 2
Coding region: 43-249 (68 amino acids)
Source: RefSeq, a predicted model, not a curated record
CCCCCACCCAGCAAGGAACAAAUCCAGAUACAAACAUUUAGCAUGGGAGGCUGUUGCUCAAAGGACUUGGACGAUAAGCGCUCCUGGAGUCCCGAGGAGACCAAAAAUGGCAGCACCACAUCGACCAUCAUUGCCCAGCCGCUGGACGAGGUGGGCAGCACCGGUGUCUUCACGUUAACCCGCACCACCACCAGCACCACGCGACAGGAGAAGACGGUGACCACCACCAACGACGAGCAGGAGGAGUAGCCGCCACCUCGCCCGCAACACGUUCCAUUAUUUAAUAUAAACCUUUUUUUACACUUCUGUUGAAUCGAUUUCAAUGCCAUGUGUGUUUGCUCGGUGUGUGAGUGAGUGUGUGAAUACUGGAAUGUACAUACGGACAAUGUGAAUACGAAUAUGAAUAUGAAUCAAGUUAAGCUGUUAACGAGUAAUUAUUAAUUGUUAUGCGCCUGAAUUCCAAUUUCGUAAUAAAUUGUUGAAUCGCUAAA